GACGGUCAGGUGUGGUGGUGCAGAGGUGGGGCUGAAGUACAGCUAGAUUACAGAGGGGUUGUAAAAGUACUGCGAAAUACCCUCCACACCCUCCUCCGGCUGCCUCCGAGUCUGUUACAGAUAAAACCAAACCAUGGACCCCGAAUACUUCACCUCCUAUAAUAUGUGUUGGGGAACGUUGGGAACCGUUCGACCUUUUCCCGGUUUCCAUGCCGACCGAGAUGCGAUGGAGAUCCGAGAAGCUCUGGAGAGCAAAAACGUAGUGACUCUGCUGAGAAUCCUGACCAACCGGACCAACGCCCAGCGGCAGGAGAUCGUGAAGACCUUUGAAGAACAAACCCAUAAGGACCUUGCGGCGGCUCUGAAGAAAUGUUUAUCUGGAGAUGUGGAGGUUCUUUUGCUGGAGCUUCUGAUGCCUCCUGUUCAGUACGAAGCUUAUCGGCUGCAGCAGGCCAUGGCCGGUUUAGGUACAGACGAGGAAACUCUGAUGGAGAUUCUGUGCACCAGAUCUGGACCUCGGCUUCAGGAAAUCAGAGCCACAUAUAAACAAUUGUAUAAGAAAGAUCUGGAGAAGGAGCUGAAAGGAGAAACCAGUGGAGACUUUGCUAAACUCAUUCUGGCUUUACUAAAUAAAAGCGACACUGCUGGUGGUGUUCAAAGAGAUAUUGAGUCUCUGUCUGCGUCUCUAAGUGGGAAAAAAGCCGAUGCCGGACCGUGGAUCAACAUUCUGACCUCCAGAGACUUGGAUCAUCUCAACAAAGUUCUGACGGGACUGGAGCUGAAGAACGGACAGACGAUCAAUCAAACUGUGGAGAAACACUUCUCUGGAGACUUCCGACUGGGUUUGAGUGUAUUAGUUCAGUGCAUUCAAAGCUCCGAUGUUUACCUCGCCAAAAGACUGGCCUCCAUGAAGCCGUCCUUUGUUCACGGCAUCAUGGUUUCUCACAGCGAGGAGGAUCUGCUCUGCAUCCGGGCAGCCUUCGUUAAACUAACAGGAACUUCUCUGUACUCGGCUCUGCAGAAACAGUUCAAAGGAGAUCAUCUACAGGCGCUGCUGGCCGUCUGUCGGUCCGAAGAUUAAACCAGAAUCAAACAGUCUGCCUUUAUGCAAAAACAAACUUUAUGAUAACUUCCUGCUUUCACAUUUUAUUAGAUCAACACGAAUGGCAUCUUUUACAUUUAUUUACUUAUACAAAUACAUAAAAUCUAACAAAAUAAGUUGUGUUGAGUGCAGUUCAUGAAAAGGCGAUUAAUAAUUUAUACUGCAAAUAAAUGUAGUAUAUGUUUUACAAGUAAACCAGGGAGGGAACACUGGCACAAUUUGUUAGAUAAUCUCAUCACAAUAUUACCUUCACUAUAAAGUCUUGUGUUUUUAACCCUCCUAUUAUCUUUGGGCUCAAUUUGAUCCCACUCAAUAUUUAACGUCUCUAAAUAAAUGAUCAUUCUUUUCAAUUCAUAA
Messenger RNA from Amphiprion ocellaris (clown anemonefish), 1459 nucleotides. RefSeq names its product annexin A14 (gene anxa14). NCBI's taxonomy places the organism in Eukaryota, Metazoa, Chordata, Actinopteri, Pomacentridae. The coding region runs from base 134 to 1081 and encodes 315 amino acids. The transcript has 13 exons. Gene Ontology annotation, molecular function: calcium-dependent phospholipid binding; calcium ion binding. Gene Ontology annotation, cellular component: cytoplasm. The record is from RefSeq and is a predicted model, not a curated record.